AUGUCUUCGUCCAUUGGAAGAGCGAGGCCAUCCCGGCGCUCGGCUCCUCGGAAGAGCUAUGUGAUCGAAGAGACAUCCGAAGAGGAGGAUCCUGGAAAUGUCACCCCCACAGCGUCCCAUCAAAGCAGCGACGAAGAAGAGGAUGAGGACGACUACACACCCGUUCCUCCCAAGAGAAGCGCAGCAAAGAGCUCUUCCCGGAGACGAACGAUGACCGAAGCGGUAACACCCAGUACCGCGCGCACAGUGCGGAAAACCCGACAAUCGACCGCAUCGCAGCAAACAGAUGUCUCGCAUAUAAGUGAUGCGAACGAAGAGGGCGAUAGUAUUGUGCUCAAGGAAGAGGAACCCGAAUCUCCUUCACAGAAUGCGGCUGCGGCUCAGCAAAGAAAAAGUAUGGCUCAUCCCCGCAAGAGUCGGGUUUCUUCCACGCCCAAUCCCGAAAAGUCCUCAUUGCCAACUCCAGAGCCCUCAGUCUCGCCCCAACCCCAGCCGCGCUCUCAAAGAGCCAGCGUGCCUCCCCUCGCCGAUAUUACCGAGUCCGCAGUCAAUCAGACUCCAGCGAAGCCCUCCGACGAUGCGAAGCCGUCUCAGAUCUCCGUGAUCAAUCCAAACUCGACCGUGCUUGAGAGGCCGAUGGAUAUUGUUGCAAAGUCGCGGACUUUAGCCCCUCCUGUUCCUGAAGAACCAUCUGGACCCAAACCCCGUUUGAUCAUCACCCAUCUGGUUCUGACAAACUUCAAGAGUUACGCAGGGAAACAGAUUGUAGGUCCUUUCCACGCGUCGUUUUCCUCUGUCGUCGGGCCCAACGGAUCCGGAAAGUCCAACGUUAUCGAUUCUCUGCUGUUUGUCUUUGGUUUCCGAGCGAGUAAGAUGCGACAAGGCAAAAUAUCUGCGCUCAUCCACAACUCCGCGAACUUUCCGAACCUACCGUUCUGUGAGGUUGAGGUUCACUUUCAGGAAGUUUUUGAUCUCCCCGGAGGAAAACACGAAGUUGUCCCAGAUUCCCAACUGAUGAUCUCCCGCAAAGCGUUCAAGAAUAAUACCAGCAAGUAUUACAUGAAUAACAAGGAGACAACCUUCACAAUAGUCACGACCUUGCUUCGAGACCGCGGAAUCGACCUUGAUCACAAGCGGUUCCUUAUCCUUCAGGGUGAAGUCGAGUCAAUCGCGCAAAUGAAGGCGAAAGCCGCCAACGAGCACGAAGACGGACUGCUUGAAUACCUCGAAGAUAUUAUCGGGACAUCUAAGUACAAGACUCCCAUUGAGGAAGCAGCGACUGAACUUGAACAGCUCAAUGAUGUCUGUGUUGAGAAAAAUAAUCGUGUUCAGCACGUUGAGAAGGAGAAGACUGCGCUGGAGGACAAGAAGGAUAAAGCAUUGGGGUACAUUCGGGAUGAAAACGAGCUGGCUCAAAAGCAAUCCGCCCUCUAUCAGAUUUACAUUGAUGAGUGCGCUGACAACAUCCGCGUCACUGAAGAAGCGAUCCUCCAAGUGCAGGAGCUAUUGAAUCUAGAAUUGGAGAAGCAUGAGGGCAACGAGUCUGGCAUCAAGGAACUAGAAAAGGCAUACAAACGCGGCAUGCGGGAGUAUGAGAACAUGGAGAAGGAGUUACAAGGCCUGGUGAAGGAGAUGGCGAAAUACGACAAGGAAUCGGUCAAGUUUGAAGAGAAGAAGAAAUUCUUGGUCAACAAGCAGAAGAAGCUAGAAAAGUCCAUGCAAGCGGCGCGUCUUGCCGCGUCUGAAUGCGAGAGCCUUGUGCAGAAACACACGGACGAUAUUGAAAACAAGACCGCGGAGACUUCUGAAUUGGAGCACGAGAUGAAGAGGGAAGAGGAAGAGCUGUCGUCGAUUCGAGAGAGCUUGAAGGGGAAAACCCAGGGGCUCUCUGACAAGAUUGCGGCUAAACAAAAGUCUUUGGAGCCCUGGGAUGAGAAGAUCAACAAGAAGCUCUCAGCGGUAGCCGUCGCGCAAAGUGAACUGGACAUUCUGCGAGAGCGAAGUAAUGCAGGAGCUGUGCAGUUGGAGGAGGCCCGCUCGAAGGUCGCUUCUAUCGAAGAAGCGCUGGCAACCAAGGAAGCGGAUGUUGAGGAACGCAAGGCUCAAAGGGAUAACCUCGAAGAGGAACUCGCGAAGCUGAAACAGGAUCUCAAAAAGUUCACUACCAAAGAGCCAGAGGUUCGCGCGCAUGUUUCUAGUGCCCGACAAAAGGCCGAAGAGGCGAGAGCCAGCCUGGCAAACACUCAGAACCGGGGCAGUGUUCUGUCUGGUCUUAUGCGUCUCAAGGAGUCAGGCCGUAUUGAUGGAUUCCAUGGCCGACUUGGCAAUCUUGGUACCAUUGACGAGAAAUAUGAUGUCGCUAUCUCGACUGCUUGUCCCGCGCUGGAUAAUAUGGUGGUCGAUACCGUCGAGGUCGGUCAGCAAUGUAUCGAUUAUCUCCGCAAGAACAACCUGGGUCGUGCCAACUUUAUCCUUCUCGAUCGUCUUCCUCGGCGUGAUAUGUCCCAAAUUUCCACACCCGAGAACGUACCACGAUUGUUCGACCUCGUCAAGCCUAAGGAUCCGAAGUUUGCACCAGCAUUUUACAGUGUGAUGCAAAACACACUGGUAGCCAAAGACCUGGAACAUGCCAAUCGCAUCGCCUAUGGCGCCAAGAGAUGGAGAGUGGUCACUCUCGAUGGCCAGCUGAUCGACGUGUCUGGAACCAUGAGCGGAGGUGGCACUCGUGUGGCUCGGGGAGGCAUGUCUUCGAAGCAGGUGGCCGAGGUGAGCAGGGACCAGGUUUCCCAGCUCAAUUCUGAUUUGGAAGAGAUGGAGAGGAAAUUCCAAAACUUCCAGAACAAGCAAAAGCACGUCGAGGCUGCCAUCAGGGAGAAGUCCGAAGAAAUUCCUCGUGUCGAGACAAAGAUCCAGAAAAUCAUGAUCGAGAUUGAAAGUGCAAACCGCAGUCUGGCAGAUGCUCAACGGAGAGUGAAGGAACUGAGCGUCGCUCACAAGCCGUCGAAGACUGAUGCAAAUCAAGCUGCACAUCUGGAAAGCCAGAUUUCGUCCCUUGAGGAAGAGAUCGAGGACCUUCGGGCUCAGAAGAGCGGCAUUGAAGAAGAGAUCCAUACACUCCAGAACAAGAUCAUGGAGGUUGGCGGUGUCCGCCUGCGAAGUCAGAAGGCAAAGGUGGAUGGUCUGAAGGAACAGAUCAGUUUGCUCUCAGAAGAGAUCUCCAAUGCGGAGGUUGGGAAAUCCAAAAACGAGAAGCUCAGCAUGAAGCAUCAGAAGGCUCGCGCAGACGCUGAGAAGGAGCUUGAACAAGUUGCUGAGGAUCUUCAAAAAUUGAAUACCGAUGUUGAGGAACAGACGAAUGACGCCGAUGGUUGGAAGCAGGCUGUGGAGGAGGCGCAAGAGGCUUUGGAGACGAAGAAGGGCGAGCUGAAGACUCUCAAGCAAGAGGUGGACGAAAAGGUCACUGAGCUGAACGAGACUCGGGCGACGGAGAUUGAGAUGCGAAACAAGCUCGAAGAGAAUCAGAAGGCGUUGACCGAGAAUGAGAAGCGCGGGCGAUACUGGUCCGAGAAACUCUCCAAGCUAACCCUCCAGAACAUUAGCGAUCUGGGCGAGGAGCAGCAAGCCACGGAGCUCCAGAUUUACACAAAGGACGAAUUGUUGGAGAUGAACAAGGAGUCCUUGAAGGCCGUCAUUGCCGCUCUCGAAGAAAAGACCCAGAACGCCUCGGUCGAUCUGGCAGUGAUCGAAGAGUAUCGUCGCCGAGCUGCUGAGCAUGAAGCUCGUGUGGCUGAUCUAGCCACUGCGCUGGCAUCUCGUGACGGUGCGAAAGCCCGUCUCGACGGCCUCCGAUCUGCUCGUCUGAAUGGGUUCAUGGAAGGCUUUAGCAUUAUCUCACUACGUCUGAAGGAGAUGUACCAGAUGAUCACCAUGGGAGGUAAUGCUGAGCUGGAACUCGUCGACUCUCUAGAUCCCUUCUCCGAGGGUAUCUUGUUCUCCGUCAUGCCCCCAAAGAAGAGCUGGAAGAACAUCGGCAACUUGUCCGGUGGUGAGAAGACACUGUCGAGUUUGGCGCUUGUGUUCGCCCUGCACCACUACAAGCCCACACCUCUCUACGUCAUGGACGAAAUUGAUGCAGCCCUGGACUUUAGAAAUGUCUCUAUUGUAGCUUCCUACAUCAAGGAGAGAACCAAGAACGCACAAUUUAUCGUUAUCUCCCUGCGCAACAACAUGUUCGAACUCGCUUCUCGCCUCGUUGGUGUCUACAAGGUCAACCACAUGACGAAGAGUGUCACAAUUGAAAAUAAGGACUAUAUCACCGGACGAUAG
Molecule: messenger RNA, 4326 nt
Organism: Aspergillus clavatus NRRL 1
Lineage: Eukaryota; Fungi; Ascomycota; Eurotiomycetes; Eurotiales; Aspergillaceae
Gene: smc4
Product: condensin subunit SMC4
Exons: 4
Coding region: 1-4326 (1441 amino acids)
Biological process (GO): mitotic chromosome condensation
Cellular component (GO): chromosome
Molecular function (GO): protein binding; ATP hydrolysis activity; ATP binding
Source: RefSeq, a predicted model, not a curated record